Messenger RNA from Daktulosphaira vitifoliae (grape phylloxera), 4456 nucleotides. RefSeq names its product serine-rich adhesin for platelets-like. NCBI's taxonomy places the organism in Eukaryota, Metazoa, Arthropoda, Insecta, Hemiptera, Phylloxeridae. The record is from RefSeq and is a predicted model, not a curated record. Bases 233 to 4111 code for a protein of 1292 amino acids. The transcript has 3 exons.
UUUCUGCCUUCUUUAUUGACGUACGUUCUCUUCUUAACCUACUCUUAAUUUGAAUCGAACUUUCAAAAAAAAUUAUUUAACAAUUUAUUUAUUUUUUUAUAUUUUAAUAUUUAACAAUAAAAUUAAGCACUUGCAUCUAUUUACGCAAGUAAAAUAUACAGCCUUUGGGCUAUUUUAAAUACUUUAAUUUUUUUGAAUUUUUAUUAAAAACUUGACAAAUUUACUCUCAGUCAUGACUGGCCCAGCUUUAGCAAAAAAAUCAGGCCCAAUCACAAUAUCCAAGAAUGGUUCUGCUUCCAAAGCUAUGUCACCCAGAUCUCCUGCUUCACCAAUUAAUAUUUCUGCACGACCAGCUCCAUCAGGAUCACCUGUAAAGGUAGCUCCUAUAGUUAAAACAUCAACUAGUGUUUCUAUGAAGAAACCAUCAGUUACUUUAAAGAACCCUGAUACUAAACCAAUAACAAAGUCUACUUCUGAUGCAAAGCCAGAAACUGUUAAAACUACUAGUACUUCUAUUUCUUCGACCAAGUCUAAACCACCUCCACUCAAAAUCAACAUAAAAGCAGCUGAAACUAAAGGACCACAAUCUCCAACAACUCCUAAAUCUGCAUCUAAAACUUCUACCACUUCUUCUGUAAAGUCAGUAGCUACUAAGUCAGCAACACUUGUUAAAGUGCCAUCUACUUCAUCUCUUUCAAAAUCACCUUCUGUAUCUUCUUUAGCUGCUAAAACAUCUGUUUCUAAAACGGCUGUAUCCAAAUCACCUUCAGUAAGUACUGCAAAACCUUCAACUGGCUCAUCUAUUAAAUCUCCUUUACCUACUAAAUCGGUAUCAAUAGUGAAAUCUCCAACUGUAGUUAGUAAACUAUCUACAACCUCUACACCAGAAGCCAAAUCAACAACGGUAUUAAAAUCAUCAACACCUACUUCAAAAACAUCAGUGUCUGUCUCCAAGCCUGUUGCUUCUAAAGCUCCAGCUUCUCCAAUUUCUACAAAAACUGUUUUUUCAAAGGAUACAUCUCUAAAGUCGACAGUUUUAUCUAGUAAAACUGUUACUGGAGUAAAGUCUCCAUCUACAUCAACAGCUAAACAAACAACAUUAUCACGUAGCUCAUCUAUUGCUUCUAGUAUUAAGUCAGUUUCUCCAAAACCAUUAGCAUCUCCCUCUAAACCAUUAUCAAAUGCUACUAAAUCAGUUUCACUUGCUAAAACAACAGCUCCUAGUAAAACACCUACUGUUACUAAAUCUGUUACUCCAAAAACAUUGAUAAAAAAAGAGGCUAGUACUUUAUCAAUGAUAUCUGUUAAAUCAUCUGCAACAAUAAAAUCUACCUCAUCAAAUAUUUCAAGAACAUCUACUUUAAGUCCUAAGUCUCCAACAGUUAAAUCAACAACAUCUAUGUCCAAGACUGCUGUGGCACCUAAAUCGCCCUUAGUAAAAGCAGCACCUACAGUAGCAAACACUAUAGCUCCUAAAUCGCCUGCUGUAAAAUCAACUACAUUGGGGGCAACAAAAACUGCUGUAGCCCCUAAAUCACCGGUAUCAAAAGCAGCACCUACCUCAGCAGUUUCUAAAACUGUAGCUCCAAAAUCACCAGCAAUAAAAGCAACUACAACAUCUGUGUCCAAUACUUCUGUGGCACCUAAAUCACCUGUAACAAAAGCAGUACCUACAACAGCAAACAUUACAGCCCCUAAAUCCUCUGCCAUAAAAGCAACAACAUUGCAGGCAACAAAAACUGUUAUGGCACCUAAAUCACCAGUAGCAAAAGGAGCACCUACUGCAGCAGUUGCCAAAACUGCAGCACCAAAAUCAUCGGCAAUAAAAGUAGCUGCAUCAUCUUCAGCUAAAACUUCAACAAUAGUAACCAAAGCUGUAGUGUCAAAAACCUCAGCAGUUAAAACUCCAUCUUCUACAGUUAAAAAUACUCCAGUCAGAACACCAUCAAGUUCUAGUUUAUCCAGAACUAAAUCUCUUUCAUCAUCCCGGCUUAGCUCUGUAUCAACAGAAAGUUUAGCUUCUAGAACUUCAUUGAAAUCACCAAUAAGUCCUAGACCUAUUUCUGGAGUUAAAAAUGUUGCUAAAACCGCGAAAAAAGUAGAGGAACCAAAAGUUAAAGGUAUACGUGGUGGUCAGCCAGUCAAGAAAACCAUAGAAAUCCCUGGAAUUACAGAAUUACCAUCUACAAAAAUCAUAGAAAAUAAUCAAAAUAUCCAGUGCUGUGAAGAAACUCAAUAUCUUAUUGCAGAAAAUGUUCAAGAAAACAAUCUGGAAGUUAACUUAGAAACUUCUGCUAACAAUGAAGAAAUAAUGAGUCAUGAAAAAUCAAUUGAAAUCAUUGUAGAAAUAGAUGAUUUGAUACCUGAUAUAAUUGAAAACAACUUGGAGACAAUUAAAGAAGAUUCAGUUGAACCAAUGAUAGUUAAUAUGUCCUCUGAGGAAUCUUCUCUUGGAGGCAGCUGUAACUCAUUAGAUUUUGAAGUUGUACAAAUUGAUGAUUGUCAACCACGUCUUAAUAAUAUUACAAAUUCUUCUGAUAAUUGUAAUAUAGAUAUUAUUGAAAAUCAUUUUAAUGCUACUAAUGAACAGGUUGAAUCUGAGUCUUGUGUUAUAGAAAUAGAAGAUCAGUUUGAAACAAUGAAUGAUAAAUUAAUACUUGGAGAUGCUCCAUACGAAACAGAUUCAAAUAAAAGUGAUGCUUCAGAUCAUGAACAAUCAAAUCUAACAGAAUCUACAGCCAUAUGUGAUGAAACAAACAAUGAGGAAAAUAUUUUUUCUUUCCCUGUCGAUGCUUUCACCAAUAAGAUUGAAGAAAAUUUUGUAGAGAAGUUUAUGCCUGAAAAAUUGAUUAAUCAAUCUGAGGGACCAUCUUCAGUAAGUACCGAAGACAGUAGUCUUGUUAGUCGAAAAUCAUACUCAGAAGCUGUUAUGGGAUCUACCAAAGAUGGCGAGUACUAUUUUGAUUAUGACAUAGAUUUGGCUGAUGACUGUUUAGAUGACGAAUUUGAUGAUGAUGAGAAACCUGUAUUUGUAGAAGUAACAGAAAAAGAAUUUCCUGAAUUAAAACCAAAAGACUUGUCAGGAAAAAGGAGAAGGAUUAGAAAACAGAAAAAAAGAAACUAUAGUUAUCGUACUGAAUCUUUAUCAGAUUCAAAUUUAUCUACUCCUGAAGUAGAAUAUAAUCCUGAAGAUUUCAAUGGAAAUGAGUUUUGCCAUUACAUUAAAAUGAUGAAAGAUUGCUCAUUUUAUCCUAAUGGUACAUUUUCAUCAGACUCUGUAAAAUUAUCCACAUCUGAGUCACUUACCUGGUUGGAUAUUUCUGUUCGAACUACCGAUGAUGAUUUAAGGCCAUCAACAGAAUCACUAAAUACUUAUGAAGUAUUCCAAGCAAGUAACCUGAGUAAAGAUUUCCUUACAUCAAUUAUUGGUUCAACAACAACACCAACAUCUACUGAAAAUUGGUUUUGGAAAUCAAUAGAAAGCAGACACCAAACUCAUUGCAGAGCAAAUAUAACUCUAAGUUUACAGCCUAGGCCAAAACAUUUAACUACCCCACGUUUCAUGACCCUAUUAGCACUUAUAAGUGAAGCAAAGGGUUAUAAAAUUGAACCAUCAUUAUCUACACAUUUUAUUACUACAGAUUGUUUCCCAAGGUUUAACGAUAAAAUUAAACGAUUAAUGGUCCAAGGAUUUUGGUUAAUUGGUCGUCUAAUAACUGAAAGUUUAUCUGAAGAUGAAGAAGUCAACUGUGAAAAUCCAUUUGAAUUUAUUGAUGGUGAUAUUGGUUACUGGUGGGCUGGUAUCAAUAUGUUAGAUUGGCAAGAGUACAUGAAAAAUUGUGGGAAAAAUGAGCCACAACACAAUUGUUAUCAAUUCAUUGUAGAAGAUAUGGAAGAGUACAAACAUUUCCGUAAUGAAGCUAUUAGUAGUAUGGGCACUUCUCCAGAAGAAUUUAUGAGUGAAUUUGAUGUUGAAAACUUUAUACAUACUGUACGUAAUGUGAAGUAUUAUUGUGAUAAUUAUUUUGUUGAAAGUCAAGAAAAUCUAGAAGCCUUAAACGAAAGUUGUGAUAAUGAAAGUCUUGUUGAAUGGGAAAACAACUCUAAGUAAUAAGAUUAUUUUAUUAUGUAACAGCAAAAUUAGAAUUAAAUUUGAAAAUUGUAAUAUUUAAUUUAUUAGUAUUAGUAAAUGACAGGGAGUUAAAUUUUUUAUGUUUAACAUAACCAUAAAGUUAACGUAUAUUACGUAUUUUAUUUAAGUUUUUGAGUCAAAAAAUGACUGAAUAUAUAUUGUUAUUAUUGUUGUGUUGUAAUGAUAAAUUUAGAUGUUAUGAUAAUACUUUGCAUGUUUAUUGUUGACCCUUAUGUUUAUGGGAUAUUGUGAUAUUUUGAAUAUUCUUAUUUCACUUAAUUAAUAAUAAUGUACAAAAUAAAUAACUUAUUGUGACUUAUAUAA